AUAUAUAUAUAUAUAUAUAUAUAUAUAAAGGCCCUCUCUCGUUUGUUUGAUAGCCCGUUCCCGCUCCUCCACCGCCACUUCCUCCCUUCUCCUCCUCCCUCCGCCACCGGUACCCACGUUUACUGAGAAGCUACCAUCGGCCUGGAGACGACGCAUCGGAAAAGAAGAUUAUCAUCAAACCAACAACUGAAUAAGAUUCCGAUACUUCCCUAAUAUUAUAAAUUGUUCCCUUUAGGUUUUCGGAUUUUCUGGCUGUUGGCAUUCAUUCAAAGGAUCCCUGCUGCCGGAAUUCACAGAUAAUCUGAGUAGACAUGGAUGAUUCAAUGAAGCUAUUUCAGCAAGGUCUUAUUGAGGUUGAGAUUGAAGCUGAAAGUUUUUUGCUUGCACGGCACCAGCAAGUUGAAAACGAUAGAUUGAGGAACGGCAACCGAGAAGCAUUGACGGCUCUUAGAAAGAAGGCCAGGGCAGCAAAAGCUGGUGCAAUUUCUCCUUUUGAAUCAUUAAUGAGGGAGGUUGGAUCAAGGCCAUUGGUCAAAGAAGUUUGUGGAACAUGUGGCAAUCAUGAUGCCGAUGAACGAACAUGGUUGAUGUUUCCUGGAACUGAUGUUUUUGCCGCCAUCCCAUUUCAUGCCGCGCAUACUAUUUUGGAGAAAGAUCAAGUUGGGCUGGACUUUGAAGCUAAAAAACUCCAAAGUUUCAUCAAGGAGAAAUCCUUUACAAUAUCAGAAGAGGGAGUUCUUGCAGACAGGAUCAGUCCUGGCGUCCAUAGAUCUCUCGUUUCUUUACAAGAUAAUCCAAAGAAAAAAGAGGAGGAAUAAAUCAUGGAAUUCUUCAUUGGAAGACUAUGUCAGGUUGGCCAAAAUGAAGUGUUCUAAGUUUGUGGUUUUGAACCAACAAUCGUGUAACUUUGAGGGCGGUAACUCACAAUUUCAGUCGAUAAAAGAUGUCAUGGAAGCUGCCAAGGGACCGUCAUGUUGUGUAAGCUCUGGUUGGCUAGGUUCUUGCAUAAUAAAAACACGUCAGCUUUAUAGUUGUGUAUGUCUUCUAUCGUUGCCUAGAGUUUCAGCAUAUUGAGAAGUUGUAGCAUAUAAUUAGGGUCCGAACUUAUCUUUAGGUUGCCAUGAGUUGGAAUGGAUGCUGACUGUGAAAUAUCAUUAUGUUCAUCGCUUCUCUUUGUAUUUUUGACAACAUAUGCCAGAUGACUUUAAAGUUUAAAGGAAUGUAAGUAGGAUAAAAUAGACGCUGCAAUCAGAAGCAAAAUAUUCUUCAAACCUUGCAAUGGAAUGCUCCCUCGGUCCCGUAUUGAUAGAAGAAUCAUUUUGGACAAGGGAUUAGGCAUUUCCAAAGUCGGACAAAAAGAAGUGGAAUCUCUGAGGUAACAGGAUCAAACCCAGGUGUUCCAAGAAACAAUCCUGAGUAAAAAUCUUUCGUGGAAAACAGGAGUAACUGUAGUAUAUGCUCACCAAAAUAGAUAGUCACUUGUAAUUGCAAAUGGGAAGCCUCAUCAUGGUUCAACAAUUUAGAGCCCCAAAAAAUCAUUAGAAAUCACAAGCAUUCAGAUGUAGUAUGUAACAAUGGGUACAAAAAUGUUAUGCAACACUUUCUGUAAGAAUCAUGG
Messenger RNA from Oldenlandia corymbosa var. corymbosa, 1618 nucleotides. NCBI's taxonomy places the organism in Eukaryota, Viridiplantae, Streptophyta, Magnoliopsida, Gentianales, Rubiaceae. The record is from the annotation of a GenBank genome assembly.